This is a messenger RNA of Podospora anserina S mat+, 1629 nucleotides long. RefSeq lists its product as uncharacterized. Gene Ontology annotation, cellular component: GPI-anchor transamidase complex. Gene Ontology annotation, biological process: attachment of GPI anchor to protein. NCBI's taxonomy places the organism in Eukaryota, Fungi, Ascomycota, Sordariomycetes, Sordariales, Podosporaceae. The coding region runs from base 1 to 1629 and encodes 542 amino acids. The record is from RefSeq and is a predicted model, not a curated record. The transcript is spliced from 2 exons.
AUGUCUGCUCAACCACUCCCCAGCAACGACAAUGACGUUUCCAUCGCAACGAUAGCCCCCAAGCAAGAAGCGCCAACUUCAUCCAAAAAACUUCCCCCGCCAGAGAAGCCAUCUGACGUGCGCCGGCGCAGCCAUGUCAUCCUCUCCUUUUGGCUGAUUGUCCUCCUUUUGGGUCUCCCCAUAUGGUGGAAGACCACCACCAUAUACCGCGCCGAUCUUCCCUUGGAGGACAUGUUAGAAUGGGCAGACGGAAAGGCCUGUCGCCCCGUCUUCCCCCUCCGCAUCUCGAUACAAGCCACAUCGCUUCAGGAUCAAGAAGCUCAAAACCUACUUCGACUGACCCAGCACGCCCUUGACGAUCUUAAUGAUUUCGCCGGGCAUCAUCUUCGUCUUCAGAUGGGCGAUGAGAAGCAGGAUUCGGCCGACAAUGGCAGCGCCUUGACUAUUCGCCUCACUCCAGGCGAGGGCACAACCGCAACGCUUGAUCCAUACGAACCUAUUCUGGAUAUCACCUACCCACAAAAUACGAUACCCUCUCCAACCGCUUCCUCGUCGGCGCUUGCUACAUAUAUCGCAAGUCAGCUAAGGACCACGUUCGCCGAGGAACAGGCCACCAUCUCGUACCUCCUCUCGACGAACUCGAUGCCCUCGGAACACAGGCCGCUUGGAUUAUCGCCAGAAACCGCCGAAGCUCUUGCCAAGCGCACGACAAGAUCCUUGAAAUAUGCGCCGACUUACCAUCUUACCUUCUCUCUGUUUACAAGUGGGCCUCUACCAAGUAGCUGGGAUAUCGAGACCGCCAUCGAAGAGUACAUGAAGCCCGUGCUGGACGUCCUCUCGCCCAUUCACAAUUUCACGAUCGAUACCCAGGUACAACUAUACGCUUCACCUGGUGUUCAGAACCAAGUUCUCAACAAGGAGGAUUUGUCCUCUUUCAUCAACGCCGCGGAAUGGCCACUGUCGCCCUCCAUCGGUGGUGCGCCAACCAUCAACUUCAUUGUGUUUGUGGGGAACCAAACCAUUGCGUCCCCUUCGCAGGAGGCUGCGCCGACCUCCCAUUCAUGGCUGAUCCCCCAAUGGGGCACCGUCUUUCUGCUGUCCCUCCCUGGCGACACCACCCACGUCGCGGCCACCACCCUCAAGCAGCCCCUUUUGACAUUCACCUCUCACCUCUUGUCACUCACCGGCACCCCCGAGUCAGGUUCUCUACCCCUGCGCCUCUCCACCCUCGCGCGUAUCCGGUCUGCCGACCUGCUCCUUCGUGCCUCGUCCACCCUUGGAUCUCUGGCCCGUCUUGCCAUGGCUCUUCCCUCCAUCUCAAUCCCGAGUAGCGUCGCAGACGGCGUCACAAAGACCAUGUCGCACUUGCGCCUCGCUUGCGACAACCUAGGCGGCACGGAAGGACUGGCUCACGCGCGGAUUGCAGAGGUUGAGGCGGAAAGGGCGUUUUUUGAGAAGAGCAUGGUUGGGCAGUUGUAUUUCCCUGACGAGCACAAGAUUGCUGUUUACCUGCCGCUAUUGGGGCCGGUGGCGGUGCCGUUGGUUAUGGGGUUAAUUAACGAGAUUAAGGCUUGGAGGAAGAGGAGGAGGGAGCGGGCUGAGAAGGGGGCUGAGAAGAAGGGGGAGUGA